AUGUUUCAGGAGCAGUUCAGGGACCGCGCGAUCGCCAAGUGUCUUCAUUGGUUGGAACCGUUCCCCGUGCGGGAGGAGCAUUUGGACGCUCAGAAGAUCAGCGGGGGCAUAACCAACGUGCUGUAUAGGGUGUGGGUCAAGACCGAAUUUGCGGAGUGUGUACGACAAGUUUUGAAAGGCGACUCUUCAUCAGGAGUGCCCGGCGGCGGUUCGCUGCUAACCGCUGGAGUAGGUGUAAGGUUUUUUGAUCGGGCGCAGGCAUGCGAGCUCGUCGAUCGCGAGGAAGAAGCAUACGUGAUAAGUUUAUUGAGCAAUGCUAUAUGUAAAUCUACUUACUAUCACUUCCGUAACGGACAAAUCGACGAAUGGCUCUCAGGUCGUAAUGUAACCAUCGCAGAACUCAAGAACUUCGGCUGCUACACCAGGGCUGUCGCGCAGCACUUGGCCAAACUACACCGGACUAAAUAUCAAUAUUCACGUCGACCCGACCAACUUAUUGAAUUCGCCAAACUGACGACGGCUACGCCGUCGCCAGGCGACCAUUCAAUCCCAUACAAAGAAACCGCAGGUAAGCGGGUCGUCGCGGCUGGCGAGGUGCCGGGGCUGCUUCUGAAGGGUGGCAACAACAACGUUGUUCGGCGUCUGACGUUUUGGGUGAAUUUCUUGACUUCGUACGACUACUCUGAGUACCAUCAUCUCAAUGAAGACUUAAGAGUUUUUUAUGAGCUCUACGAGCAAGUUGGUCGUUCCUACUCGGUGAAGGAGGUUUUAUGCCACAAUGAUCUGCUCAACGGUAAUAUAGUUCUUACGGAUCAUUUGGAACGAGGUACGCCGGUGGAAGGUCAGGAGCUGGCCGUCGAGUUCAUCGACCACGAGUACUCCAGUCUGGGCUUCAACGCUUAUGAUCUGGCUAACCAUCUAGUAGAGACCGCAGAUGAAGAUUGGCGCUUCCCUCAUCCGGAUGCCUACGUAAGGGAGUUUGCCGUGACCUAUUUAGAGGCAUUCAAUGAUCUCCUCUCUGGUGAGGACCAGCAAGGUAGCACUACCGCGUGCAGUGGCGAAUCCAUUCACUCAAGUUCAGAGCCAAGCGCCGAGGACUCCCAAGCAAACUUGGCGCCGUCUCUAGUGGCGCAGCUGAAAAUUGACUCACACACCAAACACAAGGAGACUGGGCCAGGCGAAGGGCUACAGCAAAACAGAGAAGGCGAAGACCGAGAAGGCGAAGACCGAGAAAGCGAAGAGCAAAAAGGAAAAGGUGAAGAACGAAAAGGCGAAGAACGAAAAGGCGAAGACCGACAAGGCGAAGACCGACAAUGCGAAGACCGACAAGGCGAAGACCGAGUAAGGACGCGGGAUGACGCCGCGAAAACACCAGCUUCUCCUGCAGCACAGACUGCGGCUUCCAGCGAAGCAGCGGAUACUCCCGCUACUGGUACUCCCGCUGCUGGGUCUGCUGGUUCCGGUGACGACCUGUCGUUGAACCAUGGCACCGUGAAGUGCCAAACGAAGGGGGCGUGCCGAGAAGAUGGAUCUCUGAGUGAGGCGCUCAUGAACCUGGUGGUUAACUUGGCAAACGUUCGGGACGAGACCUUCAGGCCCUAUCUGAUGACUGAAGCCCUGGUGGACGAGUUCGUCGAAUGUAUCAAGGCGGCCUCUCCGCUCACCCACUUCUUUUGGUCCGUCUGGGCACUGGUGCAGAACAUCAAUAACCCUUCGGACGUAGCGUGUAACUUUGCUCAGUUCAGCGCCACGAGAUACCAACGAUGGAGCUCCUCACCCUACGUGACAAGACAGCGAGCGGCAUGUCGGAAACAACCCCGCCAAGUUUAG
Messenger RNA from Gregarina niphandrodes, 1830 nucleotides. Its product is annotated as choline/ethanolamine kinase. The record is from RefSeq and is a predicted model, not a curated record. NCBI's taxonomy places the organism in Eukaryota, Apicomplexa, Conoidasida, Eugregarinorida, Gregarinidae. Gene Ontology annotation, cellular component: cytoplasm. Gene Ontology annotation, biological process: phosphatidylethanolamine biosynthetic process. The transcript is spliced from 3 exons. Bases 1 to 1830 code for a protein of 609 amino acids. Gene Ontology annotation, molecular function: ethanolamine kinase activity.